GUAAAAUAACAAAAAAUUUGUUUUCCCGAUUCCGGAGUCGUUGAAGGGCCAGAUAAAAGAAGCCGAUACCAAACUGGCCGCAUGAUAUACGUACCGAAAUUCAACUGGGAUUUGUUGUAGCGGGUCGAACACAGGUGUUGACUAAUCCUUUAUUGACAGUCUGGGAGAGAGAUAGAAAGAGAGGAGAGAGAGAGGGAGAGAGAAUUCAUCACGACACAUCUCCCCUCUAAAUAUAUGUGUGUAUCUCUCUCCGAGUAAUCUUGUGAGUGAAGUGGAGAAGACAGCAAUCUUAGCCACCAGUAGGCAUUCUCCAAUCGGUGAGCUUUGUGUAAAGUUUGAAUCUUGCUAAUUUUCAUUUCAAGAUUCAAUUUUUCCCUGAUCAAGAAUUCACAUUUUAACCCUAAUUGAACUUGAUUAGUGCAUUCAGAUUAUGAUCCAAUUUGGUAUUUUCUAGAUUCAAGAAAUGGGGUUGAAGAAAAUUCCUAGUCGUUAUGUGAUUGUUAUAUUGACAUUUUUAUGUACUUGUGUAUGUUAUAUCGAAAGGGUUGGGUUUUCCAUUGCGUAUACUAUUGCUGCUGAUGCAGUUGGUGUUAAUCAGUCUAGUAAAGGGACUAUUUUGUCUACAUUUUAUUACGGGUAUGCUUGUUCACAAGUUCCGGGUGGGUGGGCUGCUCAGAAAAUUGGGGGUAGGCGUGUUCUUCUUUUGUCGUUCGUAUUGUGGUCCAUGACUUGUGCUUUGGUUCCGUUGGAUCCCAAUAGGGUGGCGUUGUUGGUUUUAGCUAGAUUGUUAGUUGGGGUCGCUCAAGGGUUUAUUUUUCCUUCAAUUCAUACGGUUUUAGCUCAAUGGGUGCCGCCCCACGAGAGGUCUAGAUCAGUUUCACUUACGACGUCUGGAAUGUAUCUUGGUGCUGCUAUGGGGAUGUUGUUUCUUCCAAGCUUGGUGAAAUUUAGGGGUCCGCAGUCUGUAUUUCUUGCUGAAGCGGGUUUAGGUGCAAUGUGGUCUUUUCUUUGGUUUAGAUAUGCUUCCGACCCUCCAAGAUCUGAGCAUCCUAAAGCUUCUGCUGCUGGUUUUGGGGAAUCUUUGUUGCCCGUUAAAGGGAAUCAAAGGAUCAACAUGGAAAAUGGAGGGCAUUCUAGCAAAACUUCGAAAAUUCCAUGGAAGAGGAUAGUAAUUAGCUUGCCGGUUUGGGCUAUUGUGGUGAAUAACUUCACCUUUCAUUAUGCUUUGUAUGUGCUUAUGAACUGGUUGCCUACUUACUUUGAAUUGGGACUGCAACUUAGUCUUCAAGAAAUGGGUUCAUCUAAGAUGAUGCCUUAUCUUAAUAUGUUCAUAUUCUCCAAUAUCGGAGGAGUGGUUGCUGAUCAUUUGGUCACCAGGAGAAUUCUGUCUGUGACUGCUACAAGGAAGGUCUUGAAUACCAUAGGAUUCAUUGUGGCUUCAUUUGCCUUGAUGGCUAUUCCUUUGUUCAGAAGUUCCAGUGGAGUUGUAUUUUGUUCUUCUGUUGCCCUUGGUUUCCUGGCACUUGGUAGAGCUGGCUUUGCCGUUAAUCACAUGGAUAUUGCUCCAAGGUAUGCUGGAAUUGUGAUGGGAGUUUCUAAUACAGCUGGCACUUUAGCUGGCAUCAUUGGUGUUGACCUGACAGGCAAGCUUCUUGAAGCUGCCAAAACUGCUAAUUCAGACCUUUCAGAUGCUGAUAGCUGGAGACUGGUUUUCCUUAUACCAGGGUUGCUCUGCAUCUUUAGUUCUAUUAUCUUUCUAUUGUUUUCAACUGGGGAAAGGAUAUUUGACUGAGUUAAGCUAUCCCCGAAUGUCGAAUCUAUAAUGUCUUAUAUUUAAAUGUGUAGCAUAGACCUUUUUAAUGUACUGGUGUCUUGUCAUGCCUACUAAUGCUUUUUGUCCAGCAUCUAGAGCAGACAAAUUCGUAUAGCAGCUUCUGGAAUCCAGAAACUACAGAAUAGUAAGCUUAGUUGUGUAAUGUGGUAGCUUCGGGCUUCAGAAACAACUUUAUUCAUUGGUUGAGAUUGCUAUAUCACUACAUAUAUGUAAUCCUUUGAUCUAUACAUGAACUUUAUUUC
Messenger RNA from Daucus carota subsp. sativus, 2076 nucleotides. RefSeq names its product probable anion transporter 5. Bases 464 to 1792 code for a protein of 442 amino acids. The record is from RefSeq and is a predicted model, not a curated record. Gene Ontology annotation, biological process: transmembrane transport. The transcript has a single exon. Lineage: Eukaryota; Viridiplantae; Streptophyta; Magnoliopsida; Apiales; Apiaceae. Gene Ontology annotation, molecular function: transmembrane transporter activity.